CUUUAGUUAGAGUGGCGCUGAUACUUCGGCUCGGUGCGUUGGUGAAAGACCCAGAACGCUUCGGUUUUCGAACCAUUCAACUUCUUCGGGCUUAGCAAGAGUUUAAUUGAGCAGUGGUGUUCUAGUCGGUUCGAGUGUUCAAAAAUAUUAUCAUAAACAUUGAUGGUUGUUAAAAAAUAAAAAAAAGAUUUUAAAGUGAGUUUUCAGUUUUGAAUUUUUUGGAGCUUUUUUGGAUUAAGUCCUUCAUUUAAACAAAAAAAUGGGGUUAAGAUGUGUGGACGAUUUAUUGAAUAAGGCGUUCUUCAGACUGGGUCUUUUCGUUGGAAAACAUCCAGGUUACUUCAUAAUAGUGCCGGUGUUAGUGACAUUACUGUGUGUUACUGGUUUUCAACGAAUCAAGUACAAUAUAGAUCCGGAGUAUCUUUUCAGUCCGAUUAACGGUGACGGGAAACACGAGAGGGCGGUUGUUGAAAAACUUUUUAGUGUUAACUAUACUAGUCAGUUUAAUGUUGCCAGAAUUACAAGAGCCGGUCGAUUUGGUAGAGUAAUAGUAACAUCGAACGAUGGAAACAAAAAUAUGCUUCGAAUGGAAAUUUGGAAAGAAUUGCGCCGUUUAGACGAGAUAAUUCAAAACACAACCGUUUACUUCGACGACGAAUACUACACAUAUCAAGAUAUUUGUGCAAAGUGGGGAAACGAAUGCUUCAAAAACGACAUUUUGAAUCUAGAUAAUGUUUUAGAAGAUGUAAUUAAAGGAGAACUCAAUUUAACAUUCCCCUUAAUGUUAAAUCCGGUAACUUGGGACACUCACGUCUUUCCAUUGUAUUUUGGUGGAACCCAAUUAAAUGAAGAUGGAUUUAUAAGAAGCGUUCCAUCCGUUCAAUUGGUUUAUUUUGCGAAUGUUGACACGAAAAAGUUGGAUGCAAAAGGAGGAGCUUGGGAAGAAGUAUUUCUAAAAAUCGUCCAAAAAGAACAAAACGCUGGAACUUUUAAGCAUAUCAGAAUAGCACUUUUUGCAUCAAAAACUUUGGAUCACGAAUUAGAAAAGAAUACUCGAUCAGUAAUCCCAUAUUUUUCAUCAACGUUUAUUAUUAUGGCUAUUUUCUCAGUUGUAACUUGCAUGAUGGCCGAUUGGGUCCGAUCCAAACCAUGGUUAGGUCUUUUAGGAAAUAUCAGCGCUACAAUGGCAACUUUAUCAGCAUUCGGGCUCUGUAUGUACAUAGGAGUUGAUUUCAUUGGUAUUAAUUUAGCUGCCCCAUUUUUAAUGAUUGGAAUUGGCAUAGAUGAUACAUUUGUAAUGUUAGCCGCAUGGAGACGAACAUCAAUAAAAGAUGGGGUACCGAGAAGAAUGGCCCAAAUGUUGAGUGAAGCAGCCGUAUCAAUAACAAUAACAUCAAUUACUGACAUGGUUAGCUUCUUCAUCGGUGUAUUUAGUCCAUUCCCAUCGGUAACGAUUUUCUGCUUAUAUUCAGGAGUGGCCACGAUCUUCACCUUCUUCUGGCAUUUGACCUUCUUCGCCGGUUGCGUCGCCAUUUCCGGCUACUGCGAACAGAAGAACUUACACUCGGUGCUUUGCUUCAAAGUCGACCCGGUCUCAAAGUCAAAGCACCGCAAUUGGUUCUACAGAGUAUUUUGCAGUGGAGGUGUUGAUCCUGAAGACAUAAACAAUCCUUUAGACAACAAAGAACACGGUUUCAUGGUAUUCUUCAGAGAUUCCUUUGCAAAGUUCCUCAACAACGGACUAGUCAAAACGCUAAUAAUUUUCAUCUUCGGUUUCUACCUCCUUGGUGCUUUCUAUGGAGUUACUAAAAUUGAAGAAGGAUUGGAACGAAGAAAAGUUGCCAAAAAAGAUUCCUACGCUAUCGAAUUUUUCGAUCGAGAAGACGAUUAUUAUAGAGAAUUUCCUUAUAGGAUUCAAGUUAUUGUUGAUGGCGAAUACGAUUAUUCUGAUCCCCACGUACAAUUUAUGGUGGAAAAUUUGACGCAAACGUUUGAAAAUACUUCCUACAUUUCUAAUCCGCUUUAUACCGAGUCUUGGUUAAGAAGUUUUUUGCAGUACAUUAACGCCAACGCAGAAUACUUAAAUGUGUCGAUAAAUACACCUACGGAGUUUAUAAAAGUCUUAAAAGAGCAUUGGCUUUAUCCGGCAAGUGCAUUUUCUUUAGACGUCAAGUUCAAUGAAGCCGGCGACAAGAUAAUUGGAAUGAGAUUUUUGAUCCAAGCCGUUAACAUAUCCGGCACCGAACACGAAAAGGAAAUGGUUAGAGCAAUAAGACAACUCUGUAAGGAUUCUCCUUUAAACGUUACUGUUUUUCAUCCUUAUUUUGUCUUCUUUGAUCAGUUUGAAUUAGUUCGUCCACUUUCCAUUCAAAACAUGAUCUUAGGAGCGAUUGUAAUGAUGAUAAUUUCAUUUUUAUUCAUUCCAAACAUUCUUUGUUCCAUCUGGGUGGCUUUUAGUAUAAUUUCAAUUGAAACUGGAGUAAUCGGUUACAUGGCUUUAUGGAAAGUAAAUUUGGAUUCGAUUUCGAUGAUUAAUUUAAUAAUGUGUAUAGGAUUCAGCGUUGAUUUUACCGCUCACAUUUGCUACGCUUACAUGUCAUCGAAAGCAAAACACCCAGAUGAAAGAGUUAAAGAGUGCCUUUACGCUUUGGGGCUUCCAAUUUUUCAAGGAUCUGUUAGCACAAUUUUAGGAAUGGUUGCGUUAUUAUUAGCUGAUAAUUACAUAUUUUCGGUUUUCUUUAAAAUGGUGUUUUUGGUAGUUUUUUGUGGAGCGAUGCAUGGAUUAUUUCUACUUCCGGUUUUAUUGUCGUUAUUUGGACCGGGUGCUUGUAGUAGAAGUAAUAAAUCAGAGAAAGAACUUCCAUCGAUAGAUAGCAACCUUCCAAGGCCGUAUUAUAUUCCACAUCCGCAAUUAACUUUAAACCCGAUGCAUUUAACGUCGAAUUUAAAACUCCAAAAUUUGCCGGAAGUUAAAAAAGAAAGGCGCUCCCGAGAAUUGGAUAAAGAUUUAGGUUUGGGAACCUCGGAAGAAAAUUCUAGCGAAUCCAGUUCGAAUAGAUCUAAUAAUAACAAUAAGAACGCUGUGCAAGAAGAAGAAAUGAUCGAAAGGAUUUAUAAGGAAAGAUGGAGGAGAAACUCUUUGUCUGAUUACCCUCAAUGCGAAUUUCAUUCAUCGCAAGUUUUGGAUCUUUACACUCCAGAUUGGGAAAACACCCGCGAAAGAAAUAUAUCGCAAUAUCGAAGCCAUCAUUACCAAAAACCACCACAUAAAAUUACCCCCGCUGAUUAUAGACGGAGGUAUUCGCCACCUGAACACGUUUAUUAUCGAAAUCCAAAUUUAGUUCGAUCAAAUUCUUAUCAAAACCUAAAUCCAUCGUUUAUUAAGGAAUUACGAUUUCCUUGACGAAUAAAAUAAUUUUUAGUAGUUGGUUAUAGAAAUUGAGUCUUUUAUCGUAUUUGUUUGGGAUUAGUAAAACUAGAGUAAUAAAUAAAGAAAAGAAGAAGACAGUUUAGUGAUUAAAAAACAUAUUUUUGUAAUAAUGCAACAUUAUCAGUGAUAAAAUUUGAAGUGCUAAAGAACAUUUACGGGUCGCUCUGCUAAGAAACGUGCCUUAGUGAAAAAAAGGUGUUAAUUUUUCAAUCGUGUUUAAGAAUAAAAAUGUCUCAAAUAUUUUUAUUUAAGUUAUUAAUGUGUAGAGAAAAUGAAUACCUAUUUUAGUUUUUGAUAAAAUUUAUUAUAACUCGAUUCGAUUUACGAUUGCGAUAAUAUAGGAAUUAUUUGUCAUGUUUAUAGAAAAUCAAUAAAGAUGUGGC
Onthophagus taurus is the source of this 3813-nucleotide messenger RNA. RefSeq names its product patched domain-containing protein (gene Ptr). Gene Ontology annotation, cellular component: cytoplasmic vesicle membrane; plasma membrane. The record is from RefSeq and is a predicted model, not a curated record. NCBI's taxonomy places the organism in Eukaryota, Metazoa, Arthropoda, Insecta, Coleoptera, Scarabaeidae.